This is a messenger RNA of Rhinichthys klamathensis goyatoka, 2523 nucleotides long. RefSeq names its product serine/threonine-protein kinase pim-2-like. Gene Ontology annotation, molecular function: protein serine/threonine kinase activity; ATP binding. Bases 151 to 1428 code for a protein of 425 amino acids. Lineage: Eukaryota; Metazoa; Chordata; Actinopteri; Cypriniformes; Leuciscidae. Gene Ontology annotation, cellular component: cytoplasm. The record is from RefSeq and is a predicted model, not a curated record. Gene Ontology annotation, biological process: negative regulation of apoptotic process; regulation of mitotic cell cycle; protein autophosphorylation. The transcript is spliced from 7 exons.
CAUCUGUGGUGAAAAAUUGCUCAAAUUGUAUUAUAUCUCUCGAUCUAUGUUUUAUCUCUUGAUUUUUAGUAUUUCAUUUGAUCUGUGCUAUUUGUGUUCAGUCAACUUGUUAUAAGUUUGUAACAGAACAUCAGAGAGACAUCUGGAGCAAUGGGGCAGUGCAAAUCUCACAAUUACAUUGUAGAGGAAGAUGCUGCUGCAUCUGUGUCACCAAGGCCUGUCCCAGAGAGAGUAGAAAAGAAGAAGAAAGGGAGGUUCUUUAGAUGGGCUUUUUCUCGGAAAUCCAAGAAAACUUCCACCGAAGCCCAACAGAGUCAGUGCAGAAAUGACAGCAGCCAACAGCCUGAGAGAUGCUCUGAUGGUGAAGUUGAACAGAACAGCAACAUUGACAACAAUUCAGUGUACAGCUGGCACACCUGUGUGUCUUCUCUCACCACUGUGCAGGAUGCUGAAAAAGACAUUCCCAGUCAAGAGCAAAGGGGCAUCAGCAGCACUCACAACAGCAGUCCUUCUCUGACAGUGCCAUCUAUGACUGAGGAGAACAGCUCAGCUUCGACAUCGGAUGACGUUUCUUGGAAGAAUGAGGAUGAAAUUAUCAAUUUAAGUUCAAAGGGAAAGAAAGGGGACGUCUUGCAGCACUAUCAAACUAUGAAAAUGCUGGGUCGAGGAUCAUAUGGAAAUGUUUACGAAGGGAUCCGUUUGUCUGAUUCACGAAAGGUGGCACUCAAAUGUGUGUUGAAGACAGAAUGCAUGGAAAAUGUCCGUAUUGAUCUAUUUGGCAAAUCCCUUCCAAACGAGGUCGCUAUGAUGGUUCUUGUGAACAAAGGACCCAGCGUUCCUCAAAUAAUAAAGCUGCUGGACUGGUACGAGACACCAGAGGAAUACGUACUGGUCUUGGAGCGGCCCACGCCAUGUGAAGAUCUGCGGUGUUUUUUACUGCAAAAUGGUGGCAAAAUGAAGGAAUCUACGGCACGAGUUGUGAUGCGUCAGGUUGUCACUGCUGCAAGAAUAUGCAGUGAAAGGGGCAUUUUCCACAGCGACAUCAAGCUGGAAAACCUGCUCAUCAACCGAAACACUUUGCAGGUCAAAUUAAUAGACUUCGGUUGUAGCAGACGCUUGACGAAGUCUCCUUAUUUGAAAUUCAGUGGCACAAAAGUUUAUUGUCCCCCUGAGUUUGUCAACCAUCAAAGGUAUCAUGGCAAGCCUGCAACAGUGUAUUCUUUAGGCGUACUGAUGUGCAAGAUGCUAUCUGGGAAGUACCCUCGCAAUAACCUCCCUCAGAUGUUUGCUGAGCCCUGGUACAUAGAAGACAUUUCCAAAGAAUGCAGAGAUCUGAUCUCUUCAGGCAUGGAAAGGGAUCCAGCCAAGCGGAUUGAUUUGAAAAAGAUCCUCCUCCAUGACUGGUUCCAGGUAUUGGUCCUUACAUAAAACUGUUUGAAAAUAAGAUACCGUCCGUCAUGGAAGGCAGAACGAGAAACAGAAGAAACCCAGAGAGUUGGUAAAGAAAAAAACCUUAUGUGCCUAAAAGAAAAAAGUAAGGAAAGGAAGUAUAUAUGUGUAUACACUAUAUUGCCAAAGGUUUUGGGACGUCUGCCUUGACAUGUACAUGAACUUUAAUGACAUCUCAUUCUGAAUCCGUAGGGUUUGAUAUGGAGUUGGCCCAUCCUUUGCAGCUAUAACAGCUUUAACUCUUCUGGGAAGGCUUUCCACAAGGUUUAGGAGUGUGUCUAUGGGAAUUUUUGACCAUUCCUCAAGAAGCGCACUGGUGAGGUUAGACAGUGAUGUUGGACGAGAAGGCCUGGCUCACAGUCUCCCCUCUAAUUCAUCCUAAAGGUGUUCUAUUGGGUUGAGCUCAGGACUCUGUGCCAGUCAAGUUUGACCUCCACACCAAACUUGCUCAUCCAUGUCUUUAUGGACCUUGCUUUGUGCACUUGUGCACAGUCAUGUUGGUACAGGAAGGGGCCAUCCCCAAAUUGUUCCCACAAAGUUGGGAGCAUGAUACUGUCCAAAAUGUCUUGGUAUGCUGAAGCAUUUAUACGCAACUUUAUACAUGGCACAAUGCAGUCAGGCAAGUGCCGUUCUCCUAGCAACCGCCAAACCCAGACUCGUCCAUCGGAUUAGCAGACAGAGAAGCGUGAUUCAUCACUCCAGAGAACAGGUCUCCACUGCUAUAGAGUCCAGUGGCGGCGUGCUUUACACCAUUGCAUCCCACGCUUUGCAUUGUACUUGGUGAUGUUAGGCUUGGAUGCAGCUGCUCAGCUAUGGAAACCCAUUCCAUGAUGCUCUCUACGCACUGUUCUUGAGCUGAAGGCGCGAGUAUUGACUCGGCAGAAAGUUGGCAACUUCUGCGCAAUGUGUGCCUCAGCUUGCGCUGACCCCGCUCUGUGAUUUUACGUGGCCUAGCACUUCAUGGCUGAGUUGCUGUUGUUCCAAAUUGCUUCCACUUUGUUAUAAUACCACUAACAGUUGACCGUGGAAUAUUUAAUAAAUUGGAAAUUUCACGAAUGGACUUAUUGCACAGGU